AUGGCUGAACUCCCCGUGCCAGGCAAUGAUGGCAUGUGGCGAGCCUCUUCGGCCACUUCAUGGCUGCGCAGCAAAGAUACACAAUCGUACCGCCCUCUCAGCGUGGUUCAAGUGAUUCACAAGGUUUUCCACGGAGAGUCUUUCACCACCCCGAUCAGUUCAUUUGGGCUACUCACCGUGGUUGGAUCACUUCUGAUGCAGAUUUGUGGACAGGAGCGGUAUUCAGGUGGAGUGAUCCCUUCCUUCGGCAAUGAGUAUGUCUCCAACAUGGAACGAAGUCUACGGAUUUGGGAAACCCUUUGGCGAAGUCACCCUCACGCCGAGAACGUUCCUAGCAAGUAUGGGGAUCCAUUGAUGGUUGACUGCCUGUCCCUACUUGGCUCCGCCUAUUACCAUCUGUACAUGGGUCCGGAGUUGCAAACCUUGAAGAGACUCGCUAGAAAUCCGCAGUGCCAAACGCCAUUGCCUCCAUUCCGACCACAAUGGGAAAUUCUCAAGGCUGUCAAGUAUGCGGCAAGCUCGUGGCUGGUCCGUGCUAAGUUAGGUAUCGCCCAUUUGCAACGUACAGCAGCUUUGGAGUUUGGCGGCCACGUUCUCGUAACGGCAUAUGAAAGCGCUCUGCUCCUAUCCUGGUGGCUCAACCUCUGCGCGGACCCUACAUGUCAAUUUCCUACGCAAGGCGAUUUUGCCGAGAACCUGCGCGCUCUGGAUGGGCUGCUCCAGGAGAUUUUUGAGGAAGUGGGCGAUCAGGGUGUCCCUUGCGACGUCGCGCAAGUCCACCCAGCCUCGCCCCCGCUAGUCUUCUAUCGUAUGCUAAUGCAAAAGUGGGUGUGGUCCUACACGAACAUCAUGGCACAGGAUCUCAACGCCUUGGGUUUAAGGCUCGCCUUCAAGCGGUCCUGA
Molecule: messenger RNA, 903 nt
Organism: Cladophialophora psammophila CBS 110553
Lineage: Eukaryota; Fungi; Ascomycota; Eurotiomycetes; Chaetothyriales; Herpotrichiellaceae
Exons: 3
Coding region: 1-903 (300 amino acids)
Source: RefSeq, a predicted model, not a curated record